Ruditapes philippinarum (Manila clam) is the source of this 1523-nucleotide messenger RNA. RefSeq lists its product as uncharacterized. NCBI's taxonomy places the organism in Eukaryota, Metazoa, Mollusca, Bivalvia, Venerida, Veneridae. The transcript has 2 exons. The record is from RefSeq and is a predicted model, not a curated record. Bases 443 to 1378 code for a protein of 311 amino acids.
CACCCUGGAUGUUCCUUGAUACUUAUUCGAUGAAACGCGCUUAGGCAGGGCGAACUUCAUUAAAAGGAGCUACUAAAAUGCCUGAAAAGCAUUCAUGAUCAAUGUUACUUACAUUAUUUAAUAUACUGCCUUAACUUAUGGACCUAUGCAUACGUUUUCCUUGCAAGUGCACUCACAUAUACGUUAACGCGUUAAGGCGAUUAGAAUAGCAACAGAUUGAACCCACACCAUAAAUCUAUAAAAAAUGAAUAUAGCAAUAAAGUUUUAGCUUCGUCUGUGUAAAUGUAUUUGGAUUGUGAAUACUGUUGUUAGAUUUAUGAGGGGAUUUCUAUGAUAUGUAUAAUUUAUCAAACUCUGUUUUAAAUUCAGUGAUCACAUACUGAUAUAUAUAACAUUUAUUACAUUUUUAAUUCGAUGAGAUUCAAAAAUUUUACGGAGGUCAAUGAUGAUUUCGCUACAAAAUUCGUUCCAGGCUGUAUUCAUGGUCUCAUUUGCGGCUACCAUUAUUUAUAGUAUUUAUAAUAUGAAUCCAAUGUAUACACAAGUUUCAAAAUCGUCCAAUACAACGGAGCCAAUACAAUAUACUUUUGGAUCAGAGGAAAUUGACGAGAAUAUAAUGGAAUUUAAGAAAAGCCAGAAAAACAUCAGUCAAGUUCCGAAUUUAAUUCUUCAAUACGGAAGACCUCGUACAGCUACGACUCUUCAAUUUCAAAUUGUGUGUUUAAUGAUGGCCAUGCUCCAUGAAGACGAAGCAAACAAUGUUAAUUGUUUCUACAGAACCGGCAAUCGAUUAAAAUAUAACGUAAUAAAAACACAUAAACUUAUGCCAUUUCUUGAUGAAAUACCGCCAGAUUCAUGGAUUUUCAUGACUUCCAGGGAGGCCGACAAAGUGAAAUUGAACGGUGACAAACAGUUGAUAAAGGAUAAGAAUUUUACUGUUCCAUAUAUUGCCGAUGUACGUUUGGUGUCAAAACGAAGUCAUUUCAUUGUUUACGAAUAUCAAAGAAUUUUCGGAUUUUCUGAUGCUAAAAUGGAGAAGAUUGCUGAAUAUUUAAGAUAUUGGGAUGUCCUCAGGGUGUGCUGUGGUAAACAGAUGUCAGCCGAUUGGCGCAAUAAACUUGUUCCUAGUAAAUAUUACGUACCACAUCACGACCCACACAGUCCAACAUAUCCCGCGUGUGAAAUGUACAAUAUCAGUGAAGUUGAGUUGGGAAUGAUAAACACACAUGUUUAUAUGAAACUUUCUAAAGCCGAUUCUUUACGUCGAUUUAUUGGAAAACCUGAAAUGAGUAAUGUGGUAUUAGAUGGUACUUAUUGUUCACGAUGUAACGAAAAUAUUGCCAAGAAGAAAUUAAAGUUUAAUCAGAACUGUGAUUAAACACUUCAUUUGUUUUGUGAAUCGUGCUUCAAUCAUUGUUAUUUAAUGAAAGUUUGUUAUGAAUUUAUCAUUAAUGCCAGUUGUAACUUAUAUUAAGUAAAGAAUAUAAAUAAAACAUGUUUGUAGUAAAUCUUGAAAACACUUA